Molecule: messenger RNA, 3168 nt
Organism: Orussus abietinus
Lineage: Eukaryota; Metazoa; Arthropoda; Insecta; Hymenoptera; Orussidae
Product: chitinase-3-like protein 1
Exons: 5
Coding region: 1087-2763 (558 amino acids)
Biological process (GO): carbohydrate metabolic process; chitin catabolic process
Cellular component (GO): extracellular region
Molecular function (GO): chitin binding; chitinase activity
Source: RefSeq, a predicted model, not a curated record
UCAGGAUGACUCGUGCUUGUAUCACGAUUCCAGAAAGUCUGAGAACGUUCGAUAAUCAAUUUCCUCUUAAACGCAAGAAGAAAAACUACAAUAAAACGAUUGGCAUAAUCUAAAUGUACCUAUAUUGACUAAGUACUCUUUCCGAACUCUCGGAAAAAAAAAAUUCUAUUCAUUGCUAAAGCUCGUUAAUCCCGCUCCAGAAAAAUACGUAAGAGAAUUCCAUUAUCAAAGCGCAUUAGCCUGCUUAACACAUUCCCAUUGCGUAACGUAAUUACCGUACGAUAAUAUUCCCAGAACUCAAGGAGAAUUAUUCACCAACGCUCAUGCGGAAUUAAUUAUUUGCCCACAUGUCCACAUGUGGGAAAAAUGUACGUUGAUAUUGAUUAAUUUUCAUCGACAUCUGGUCCAUUGUCUAAAUAUGAAUUGAUAAUCGUGGCAACAAGGCCGUUGUCGAAAUUCGUGACAAUGCGUUUCCAUUACUCACGAUUGACUUCAUCGUCAACAAUAAACCGAUCAAUUUUAAUCCCGCGUGAUAUUUGUGACAUGAUAAUAACAUUUCGCGUGAUUAUCCGCUUCAUUGUCUUCCGGGUAAAAUUGUUAACUGAUCCAACAUCCGUGUAUAAAAAUUGUCCCGAUGAAUCCGAUCAGCCAAAACCCCGAUAUCGUUGCAACUUCCUGCAAUUAUCUCUGAUAAUUCGUACCAAAAGCUCUCGUGAAACUCGGACAAAAUUUCAGGUGCGGGGUGUUUCCGAAUUUUCUUUUUAAACAAAAGCAUAGGAAACAAAGGAAAUCGACCGUUUACAACCAGAUCCUCAAGAGAAGAGUCCAUGAAAACUAUUUCUCCAUGGCAAGAUCCAAUUCAUGCGUCGUGGAACAUUUAAAUUCAGGGUCUCUUGUCACUGGAAUUCUCAAAAUAGAAAUCCUCUUUAGAAAUAAAAAAGGAAAAGUGAAAUCUUUGGAACAGGCUGAUUAGCGGUAUGGGGCACUUUCCAAUUUGCAUAAUCGAAGAUCAAUCGCCGUUUUAUUUAAUCCGAUUAGGGCAGAUCUUAGCCAUCAAAAUCGAUUGUUAACACCUGCGGCAAUAUUAUGUGUCAUAUACCUGCAACGCUCUUAUCACGCAUCAAGCCUUCGCUAUCUAGAUUCAACAUUUCGCAAUCGCUCAGAUCGACUGAUCUUGAAACGCACAGUCCUUCGGGUUUAUUCUUCGGCAACUGUACAAAUGCUCGCGCUUUGUUUUGGAUGUCCCAAGAUCUCUUGAAACGAAAUAAAAACUCUCGCGAGACUAAUCCGAGGCAGUUUCGUUGGAAAGCACUCGAGAUGCGCGGAUUACUGUUGGCGGUUUUAGCGGCCUUCGCAGCCGUGGCUGCAGGCGAGAAGAAGAUAGUCUGCUACUACGGCAGCUGGGCGGUUUACCGGCCCGGCAAUGGGAAAUUCGACAUCUCGUACAUCGACCCGACCCUGUGCACGCACAUGAUCUACACCUUCGUCGGAAUCUCCGAGCAAGGAGAGGUGAAGAUCCUGGACGCAUGGAACGACCUUCCAAACGACUACGGAAAGGACGGCUUCGGUAAGUUCAACAGGCUGAAGCAGUUGAGUCCAACGACGAAGACCCUGGUGGCCAUCGGAGGAUGGAACGAAGGAUCCAUAAAGUAUUCGGCGGUGAUGAAGAACCCGAGCCUGAGGUCGACCUUCGUGAACAACGUGGUGAACUUCGUCGAGAAGUACGGCUUCGACGGCUUCGACGUCGACUGGGAAUACCCCGCCCAGAGAGGAGGAUCCGCAGAAGACGUGCAGAACUUCGUCCAGCUCCUGAAGGAGCUGAAGGCCCGACUCGCCCCCAAAGGACUCUUGCUAAGUGCCGCAGUCGGAGCCGCCGAGUCCUCGGCAUCCCAGUCCUACGACAUCAAGGCUAUUUCCCAGCACCUCGACUUCAUCAACCUUAUGACCUACGACCUGCACGGCUCCUGGGAGAAGACAAUAGGCAUCAACGCCCCGUUGAAGCCGAGGUCCGACGAGCAUGGCUUCCAGAGGUCCCUGAACGUCGAAGCUGCGGUCAACUACUGGCUGAGCCAGGGAGCAGACCCUCAGAAACUGAUCCUUGGAACCCCGCUUUACGGAAGAAGCUUCACCCUCGGCGACCCCAACAGAGUCACUCCAGGAUCCCCCGCGAGAGGACCAGGAGAUCGUGGAAUAUACACCAAAGAAGCUGGCAUGUUAGGUUACAACGAGAUCUGCGAGUUGCUGCCCAGCUGGACCAGCCAGUGGGACGAGGAGCAACAGGUGCCAUACGCCUACAGCGGCGACCAGUGGGUCGGAUACGACAACGUGAGAUCCAUCGAGCUGAAGGCCAAAUUCGUGCUGGAGAAGAACCUGGGAGGAGCCAUGCUGUGGAGCAUAGACACCGACGACUUCCUUGGCAAGUGCGGUACCCAGUACCCCUUGCUGAAGGCCUUGAACCACGUGCUUCGAAAUGGCCCUGCGGUGCCAGUUGAGCCCAACCCACCAGCGAGUCCUGUGACGAACAAGCCUCAAUAUACCAGCACUCAGCCCAGCUACCCCAGCAACCCUGGCAAACCACCAGGCUCUUCGACCGGAGGUCUCUGCUCGGCCCAAGGAUAUGUCCGAGACCCGGUCGACUGCAGUAAAUUCUACUACUGCAACUUCGCGGGAGAGCAGCAGCCUGCCGAAUUCCGGUGCCCCGGCGAGUUGGCCUUUGACCCAGCCCAGAACGUCUGCAACUACGCUGACCAGGUCCAAUGCUAGGUCCUUCGAAUCCCGAUGGAAGUUCUGAUGAAGUGAUGACGGAGAUCGACCGGAUACGCAGCUUGAGGAGCUUGGAGAACGGGGAUGUCUUGGAAACGGAGAGCUCGAGCGGUUUGCGGAUUCUUCGUGGACGGCGACGCGUCGAGCGAUGACACCGAUGUCUGAUUUUGUACCCGAAGAGACUGAUUCCUAAAGCUGCUGUCCACCUUAGACGAGAUUAGAUCCAGCGGGAACACUGGUCGAGUAUUUCCCUGGAUCCUCCCAAUGGUCCGAGGCAUCGGCAGAAUCUUGGCUUAUUGCUAAUUCUUGCUUUAACGUCUAUCGAAUGGCUCCCUGAAGGCGAAGCCUCGUGUACCAAUGCUCUUGGACGUACUCGAAUAAAUACUUGUUAUAUUUAGAAACUGG